CCGACGUUCUCGUGCCUACGGGGGGAAAAAUAAUAGUGUCAUUGGUUAAUGAUCAAUGGUUAUAAAGGCUUACAGCAACAAAAAAAUAAUUAAAACUAAGAGUACUUGCACUUGAUCUCCGAGAUAGUACGAGAACUCAAAACCUGUAAGAAAACUAAACAUCAAACAUGGAAAGAAAGCUAGCAGCUCUGCUCAGAAAAUCCUUCAAGAUCUCCAAAUUCAGAUACCUCAUCAGUUCUGCCAUUUCAAGGCUUGCAUAUCUUCAGAAACAACAUAAAAUCCGAUGCUCCCAAGCUCGCGCAGACGUCGUGCAGCUCCUCAAUGUUGGUCAGCAGGAACGUGCUCUUCUUCGUGUUGAGCAUGUGAUCAGGGAGCAAAACAUGUUGGAUGCUUAUGAUAUUAUUGACAACUACUGUCAUCUGUUGAUGGAGCGGGUGGUGAUGCUUGAAAAUAAAAAAAAAUGUCCUGAUGAGCUCAAGGAAGCAAUAUCGAGCCUGAUCUUUGCAGCUUCCAGAUGCGGAGAAUUACCAGAGAUGCAAAAGAUUCGUUGUUUGUUUGAAUCGAGAUUCGGAAAGGAAUUCACUACUCGUGCUGCUGAAUUACGCAAUAACUGUGGAGUAAAUCCUAAGAUUGCAAAGAAACUCGUAACCCGACAACCAAGUUUAGAUAGCAAACUGAAAACACUAAACGAAAUUGCUCCUACAAGCUUGCAGCUGGAGAGAAAGGCAUCUACGUUCUCUGAGAAGUAUAAUGUUAACAAGAAGGAAAUACAGCCCAUCAAAUAUAUGCAAUCAGCUAACGCGGGGGAUCCUUACAGUCAAGAGGAUAUCCAAAACUUGUCUAUGAAGCUAAAACCGUACGAGAAUUUCUCUGAAACAACAAAAGAAAGGAAGAAAUACAGAGAUGUUGGGGCUGCAGCACGAGCAGCUUUUAGAUUUGCAGCACAUGCAGCCGCAGCCGCAGCUGCUAGAGCUUCGGUUGAAGUGUCACAACCCAGAGAAAGUCCUGACAGCCAAAACAGUUCAAUUAAAGGUAGGUAUGCUUUUAACUUUGAUGAAGCUAUGAUCUCUAAACUUCAUGUGGAUGAGAAUCCAGCUUCGGGAGAGAGCAAGAAUAAGCAUCCGAAUGAUUCUUUAGAUUCUGGUAAGGCUAAUGGCAUUUUAGGGUCUAAAGCAGGAACUGAAAGAAUUGCAGAUAACAAUAACUUCAGCUAUCUUAUACAACCUGAAGAAAGAAAGAAGGAAGCAGAAAUAAAGAAAGUCUUUAUACAAAUUGAUGAUGGCGCUACUCUGAGGAAACAGAAUGAGAAAGUAAUGAUACAAACCGGCGAGUCUGGUUUUAAUGGGGAGUGUAGCCUGAAACCAAAUGAAAGGUUGAGAAACAAGAAACCUGAUGAAGUUGCAGAUAGAGAUUUAUCUGAUGAAAUUAGAUUCCAGAUUUUGAAGGAAAACCCGCUGAUAAAAGCUGAUCCUAUUAAAGGAAUAUCAGGACUUGAAUAUGAGCAUCAUAAAGAUUUUGCAGAGAAAAUGAUUUCAAGAAAUUCAAAAGUGGGAAGGAGGCCACUUUCCAUGAGGACUAGAAGAAUGCAUAGGCAAUAAGAAUCAAUAAAAAUGAAAAAGAGAAUGAAGAUAAAAAGAUGUUCCUAUAUGUAUUCCUUGCUGCAUAAUUUUAAUUUGUUUGGGUGGUUUUUUACAAUCAUUUUUG
Molecule: messenger RNA, 1704 nt
Organism: Ricinus communis (castor bean)
Lineage: Eukaryota; Viridiplantae; Streptophyta; Magnoliopsida; Malpighiales; Euphorbiaceae
Exons: 5
Coding region: 168-1598 (476 amino acids)
Biological process (GO): protein transport
Source: RefSeq, a predicted model, not a curated record